AUGGAUUCCACCGGGGCUGGCAGUUCUCCAGAGAAAAGCUCCUCUCCGGAUCCCAAGCCGCCAGCAUCUUCAUCUGAAGCUGAUACAGGCACUGGCGCUUCUGCAAGUGCCGGUACCGGUGCGGCGGCAUCGGGUAGCCAAGAGGACCCCCCAAAGAAGGCACCAGUUAGGAAGAGAACAAAGACCGGUUGUCUCACUUGUCGAAAGCGACGCAUCAAAUGUGACGAAGCCAAGCCGAUCUGUAACAACUGCACCAAAUCCAAGAGACAAUGUGAAGGCUACAACCAACGACUCACGUUCAAGGAGCCUCUGAGUUCUUACGGCCAUGGCCCUACUCACUUUGGGCAUCCCGUAUACCAUCAGCAGAACCGAAAUCAAUCUAUCGGUGCUCCUCUGACGGCUACUCAGGCCAAAGCAGCAGCACAACAAGGAUCACUUGCUGCUAUCGCGCCAAAGCCACCACAAGUCGACUUUACGGGCACGGUGCCCAUGUCCUUUGCGGCGCCGCAACAACAACAACACCAGACACACCGCCCCUUUCUGGCCGCUCAAGCUGGAGGUCCGGCUUCACAGACAUCUUUCUAUGGACAACUACCUAGUCCCAGCCAAAGCGUCUCUUCAGUAGGUCCUCCACCGGCGUCAGGCUGCCUUCCUCAACAUGCAUACGAGAGUGCCUUCCAGUUGAUGUCUCCGACACAUGGCUAUGAGCCGAACCGGGUGAUUGAGGCAGGUUCAUCCAACUACAGCCACGCUUGGACAGCGACAAGUAAACAACACGGCCGGAUUGUUGAAGAGGAUGGGUUGCAACCUGACGUCAAUGGGUUCGUCAAGGAGGAAACGUACUGGCAGUCCGACGAUGAGGCAUCCAUGGCCGACUCGGAAGAUGAAGAUAUCCCCAUGGAUGUCCACGAUGCGCAUCUCAAGUCAAAUGACCUCGGUAUCCACGUAGCCAGGCGGCUAGUAGCCCCCGCGGACGCAUAUGGUGUUCAGAUGAGAACUGUUGCUGGGUUCCCGGAGAUGAACGUCUUACAAACGUACAUCCCCUCAUCCAUGAGCUCGCCUCUCAACGACUCUCAGACUGCCGCCGUGUUUUGGUACUUUGUCAACGUCACCGGGCAGAGCAUGUCGCUUUACGAAAGACAUCCGUUCGAUCCCACACCCAUGUUCCAUGGCCAACCAGUGCCCAAGACCAGGCAACAUAUUUGGACUUACACUUUCCCCAUCAUGGCCUUCAACCAUCCCGCUUUGAUGCAAGCCAUUCUCGCCCUAGCCAGUCUGCAAAUAGCCAACCUAGCCCAAGUUCCCGCCACAGCAGCCAUGAAGCACUACCACCUCUGUCUGCGCCGGAUCGCCCGAAACUACCAAAGCCCCAGCCGGCGCACGCAACCGGCUACUCUCGCAGCCACGCUCCUGCUUGGCUACUACGAAGUCUGGAACUCGGACCACGACAAGUGGUGCCGACACAUGUGGGGAGCGCACGCUAUCAUGAAAGAGAUUCCCUUCCUGAAGAUGACCAAGGAGAUCUUUGCCCAUCAACGAGAACGACAGCCCACUGCUUCUCUCGGUCCUGAUCUCGCCCUGUACGAGGUCGACACGGAGCUGAUCAGUCAGCUGACGGGCAAGAAGGUCACCUAUGAUGAUCCGGAGGUGGCGAGCAAGAAGCGGCCGUAUACGGAGAAGGACCUUGAGACUUAUCAGCAGCUGAGGGAUCUGUACUGGUGGUAUUGCAAGAUGGAUGUUUAUCAGAGUAUUUUGGGAGGGACAAGGUUAUUUAUGCCGUAUGAUCAAUGGGCUCAGUGUGCGCCGAGAGGAGAGUGUGGGAGGAUGGAUGCCAUCUACGGCACCUUCGACCACUUAAUGCUCCUCCUCGGCCGCGUAGCGAACUUUGCUUCCCGAGACCUCGCCCGCAAGCGAAAAGCGCGCCGAGCCGGUGGCCCCCCUGGCAGCGCCGGACGAGGACAAGGACCACCAGGACAUGGCUCACCCGGUCAAGGAGGGCCACCACCACCAGGCCAAGGCCCUCCUCCCGGCCACGGCGGUCCACCCCGAGGAGGCCCCCCUUCUUCCUCCUCCUCCUCCUCCUCCUCCGCUGGGCGCGGUCAAUCCCCAUCUCUCUUCGCCGGCCUCAUGCCCACAAAGGGUACCUUCAUCCCGCCUCAAGGCUUCUCCCCGCCCCGCGACCCGACCACCCCCGACACCGACUCCACCGACGACAUGGACUACGACACAGCCACGCUCGCCGCCUUUCGCGAAUGGGACGAGAUCCGCUCAGCCUUUGAGCUCUUCAAGUCCCGACUCGGCCCGGACUUUGCGCCCAUGGGUCCCGAUCUCGCCACGCCGGAAAUGACCCCCUUUGGACCCGCCUUGAUGUACAGGACGUAUAGUAUUGCGGGCAUUUGGAUGAACUACUACAUGGGAUUGAUCGCGCUGCAGAGGGCGCAUCCCGCGAUGCCGCCCGUGGCGAUGAUUGCGGCGGGGAUGAGCGCGGAAAAGACGGCGCCGUGGGCAUAUACGGUUGCAAGGAUCGCCGCGGGGUUGCAUGAGGAUACGAGCCAUGUCAGUGCGUUCCAAGAACCCCCCCAACGCCACUGGCUCAUCUCCCGUCUACACGACAUGGCCCGCCUAACAGGAUGGCAAUCCGCCCGCCAGAUCGCCGACGGGUGCGAAUCCGGGUGGAUGAAGGCUGCGGAAAUGGGUCGUGGUCCACCGUAUCGACGGCUUUCUUCUUCUUCUUUUUCGGGUAGUAGUAAUAGUAAUUUUCUACCGAUUUGGAUGAGACCACGAAGAAUCGACAAGAAGAUCCGGGAGGAGCAGGCGGGAGAGAAUCGGUUGGUGCUGGCUAGGACGGAGCAUGCGCAUUUUGCGCUGGGGUUGUUGUCGGUCGAACAGGAUUUGGAUCGGUUGGAGUUGAGUGAGGGGGAGUAA
Molecule: messenger RNA, 2925 nt
Organism: Neurospora tetrasperma FGSC 2508
Lineage: Eukaryota; Fungi; Ascomycota; Sordariomycetes; Sordariales; Sordariaceae
Exons: 5
Coding region: 1-2925 (974 amino acids)
Biological process (GO): positive regulation of transcription by RNA polymerase II
Cellular component (GO): nucleus
Molecular function (GO): transcription cis-regulatory region binding; DNA-binding transcription factor activity, RNA polymerase II-specific; zinc ion binding
Source: RefSeq, a predicted model, not a curated record